Drosophila guanche is the source of this 540-nucleotide messenger RNA. RefSeq names its product protein C10. The record is from RefSeq and is a predicted model, not a curated record. Gene Ontology annotation, biological process: post-embryonic development. Lineage: Eukaryota; Metazoa; Arthropoda; Insecta; Diptera; Drosophilidae. The transcript has a single exon. Bases 105 to 455 code for a protein of 116 amino acids.
AGUCGUGCCAUCGAUGUAUUUGCCAGCACUAGUAAAAAAAACAUUACACAGCUGAAGGAUUUUUCGUAAAAUUUCUUACUCAUUUUCACUGCCACGCCCACGCCAUGUCGUAUUUGGCCAACUUUAACAACGAGAAUGCCAAGCAAAUACUGAUGGACAUCAUUCGGUGUGUAAACCAGCCUGAAAACUCGAAAAAACUGUCGCAAGCCAAGGCCUCGGCUGGCAAGGAAAUGUUAUUAAUGAUGCAGCACGUCUUCCCCCUGGUCAUGCAACUGCAGCUGGAGGUAAUCAAGGGCCAUGGAUUCCCGGCUAAUCGCGAGGGCCUAGUGCAGUUUUCGCAGCUCGUACGGGAAAUGGAACGCGAUGAUAUGGAAAUUGCACGCCUGCGCAGUCAAAUUCGGGCCAUCUACCUGCCGCCCAUAGCUAUAAAUACAACAAAUGAUAUACUAAUUUAGUAGGAAGUGUAUUACCCCCCCCUUGCACCCAAGACUGUACCUAGGCUUAAGUUAUCUCUUCACACAUUAAAAGGCGAAGUUUAUA